This is a messenger RNA of Mesorhabditis belari, 285 nucleotides long. The record is from the annotation of a GenBank genome assembly. NCBI's taxonomy places the organism in Eukaryota, Metazoa, Nematoda, Chromadorea, Rhabditida, Rhabditidae.
AUGGCAAGGCUGGAAGCCGAUGCCGCUUUUGACUCGUGUCUAUCAAACGGUAAUAUCGUGACUCGUUGGUUCGCUCGUCCAAUCAUGACUUUCUUUGUGAAAACUUUCGCCACAACUCCCUCAACAGCUUACGAAUUUUCGGAAACAUUCAAGAACACGACUGCUAAUUUCAUCAUUUCACAAACAACUACUUCUUUUGAGUUUGAAAAUGUCACAGAAAGCUCUGUCAAUGAAACAAAGCUAAAAUUGAUUGAGAUUUCCUCUGGAGAAGAGGUUGUUAUCUAU